Messenger RNA from Musca vetustissima, 372 nucleotides. Its product is annotated as probable insulin-like peptide 3. Gene Ontology annotation, cellular component: extracellular region. The transcript is spliced from 2 exons. The record is from RefSeq and is a predicted model, not a curated record. The coding region runs from base 1 to 372 and encodes 123 amino acids. Gene Ontology annotation, molecular function: hormone activity. Lineage: Eukaryota; Metazoa; Arthropoda; Insecta; Diptera; Muscidae.
AUGAAAGCCCUAAGUGUUGUUUUGAUGAUUGUUUUUGUUUGUGAUAUAAAUGCCCUCUAUACACGAGUCUGUGGUCCUCAUUUAACGCAGUUGUUAGAAGCCGUAUGUGUUAACGGCUACAAUGGAAUGCAGAUGGCCAAGAAGUCUACAUAUAAGCCAUUGACUUCAGACAUUGACGCUAUAGAUAUAUACAAUGAGAUCGAUGAUGAUAUAUCUCCCUUCAAAUCGAAUUCCUUGUUAAAGGAUAUGUUGUACGGGGAACGUAUUAACACCUUGGCCAAAACCCGUAGGCAACGACAUUUAUCUGGUGUUUAUGAUGAAUGCUGUCGUAAACCCUGCAACAUGGAUGAAUUACUAAGUUAUUGUUUGUAA